AAUUUGGAACGGACCGUUUUGAUUGGACGAAGCACUUACGUUUCUCUUCUCAAUUUUCGAUUUCAUCACAACCAAUUUACCUAGUUAUUGAAGAGAGCGCACUCGUUUUGGUUAUAUUCUGAACCGUACAUUUGUUUGGCAUGGAGGUCAUAUCUCUUGACGAGGAGCUUAUUUGCGCCGUCUGCCGUGACAUAUUUGUCGAGCCUGUGACUUUGCCCUGCGGUCAUAAUUAUUGUGAAGGCUGUGUGAAGCAGUUGAAAAGAUCUGCGGUGAAAGUCGAAAACAUCAAUGCCGAGGGUGGAUUCGAGAGACUGUGUAUAUGUUACACCUGUCCUCUUUGCCUUGCACCGUGCGAUUCAACGUUAAACUUGAAAAAUAACGUGGUACUUAACAACAUAAUUGAAAAGUACCACAGUAAACGUGCAAGCGGUGUCGACUGCACUGUUUGCAAAGGUGAUCAGAGGAUGUUCGCAGAAAAGAGUUGUGUCAGCUGCAAAGAGUCAUAUUGCACCGUCCACAUCAUACCACACUUAGAGAACGCUGUACUGCGCCAACACGUUCUGGUGAGCCCGAUGAGCGACACUGGCAGACUCUGCAAAGAGCACGGGAAGGAACAGGAACUUUACUGCGAGACAGACCAGACCCCCCUGUGUGCCUACUGCAUGCUACCUGCCGAGGCCAAGCACCUGGAUGGGCACAAUGUCGUGAAACUGGCAGAUGCGCUGGAUACUUUAAGGGAGAACUGUCACGUCAAACUUCAGGGUAUUAAAGAGAGGCUGACUGAAGUAAAGAAUGGCCUGGCAAAAGUUGAUGAAGCUGCUUCGCGUUCCAAGGCCAGUCUGGAGAGGCAGCAAAGUGAGUGCACAGCCUUCCUGCGCAGAAUCAAGCUGUUCCUGGAGUUUGAGGAGCAGGCGUGGCAGAAGAGGUUCUCUGUGGACAUGGUGCAGGAGAGCAGGAAUGGGAAGCAGCGGACAGAGGGGCUGAGGAGGCUGCAGGACAGGCUGACACAGGCACAGGACACCCUGCUGAAGACUCAGACCAUCAGUGACCCCCUGGUGCUUCUCCAGCUCUUGAAGAAUGAGGAGUGGGCAGACCUGCUUCAAAGGGACUUUUGUUCCCGUCAGAUGCAGAAGCUUAGUAAUUGGAGUGGAACCAAGCGUGUGGCUUCAUCUAGAAUCACCCCCCUAUUCCAGACUCUCCAGAAAACAUUUCAAGGAGAUGUCAUUUUCUUUUCUGAAUUAAGUGCCCACCCUAAACUGAAGUUGGACCCUGACUCUGGCUCUGUGUGGGUGACUGAGGAGGACCAGCGACAUGAUGAACCAUGCUAUCUUGAUCGGCCUUACUGUGUGAUGGGAGUCAUUAUCUCCUCCAAGGGUGUGCACAAUUGGGAGGUGGAAGUAGAGGGGCUCUCCUCUUGGGCCGUCGGUGUAGCUUUCCUUGGCCCAUCCCAGAUUGCGGUGACCUGCAAGCUCGGCACUGAUGACCAGUCAUGGAGUCUGAGUUACAGCAAGAGCAAGCAGCAGUUCUCUGCCCAGCAUGACUGGCUGGCAUUUGCGUUCCAUGCACCGGACUCCAACCCACCCAGACGGAUUGGGGUCUUUCUGGAUGUGGACAGUGGAAUCCUGAGCUUCUAUGAUGCAGUGAGAAUGGCGUGUCUCUACACUUUCUACUGUACCCUGGAUCAGGAUUCAGCCAGCCAAACUUACCUCAGACCAGCCUUCUGCCCUAGGCUGAAGGAGGAUGACCAGCCACUGUCGACUAAGCCAAUGAGGGUGCUGCGCCCAGUCUCAAACUUUUAGGCACUACAACCAACACGGUAUCCUUCACACUAAUACUUUCACUAGCAGCUAGCUAGCAUGCUUUUCUUUUUGUUCCAAAUGCUUAGUUUGAAACACUGACCAUUGAAUUGUUUGAAAUGUAAGAAAAUAUGGAGAACCUGUUUUUGUAAAUCCACUCAAACUGUUACACAGCUUAAAAUGACCCUACAGUUAGGCAAAAUCCCCAAAUCUAGUAAAUUGUCGGAGCCUUUGAAUGUCUUGUAAGUGAACUAAUUAGAUAAAUAUAUGCAGUGUGCAUAGUAGAGGUUGACCGAUUUCAUCGGAAUGGCUGAUUUAAUUAGGGCCGAUUUUUCAAGUUUUCAUAACAAUCGGUAAUUUUGGAUGCCGAUUUUGCCGAUUU
Oncorhynchus tshawytscha (Chinook salmon) is the source of this 2178-nucleotide messenger RNA. RefSeq names its product tripartite motif-containing protein 75. NCBI's taxonomy places the organism in Eukaryota, Metazoa, Chordata, Actinopteri, Salmoniformes, Salmonidae. Bases 141 to 1799 code for a protein of 552 amino acids. Gene Ontology annotation, molecular function: zinc ion binding; protein binding. The record is from RefSeq and is a predicted model, not a curated record. The transcript is spliced from 6 exons.